Molecule: messenger RNA, 606 nt
Organism: Vicia villosa (hairy vetch)
Lineage: Eukaryota; Viridiplantae; Streptophyta; Magnoliopsida; Fabales; Fabaceae
Exons: 1
Coding region: 1-606 (201 amino acids)
Source: RefSeq, a predicted model, not a curated record
AUGGAUGAUCUCUUGAUUACCAGUAGCUGUGAGAAUAGUAUCUCAAGGUUCAAGAAGGAACUCAUGAGUGAAUUUGAGAUGACGGACCUUGGGAUUAUGAGAUACUUCUUUGGCAUAGAGUUCCAAAGGUCAAAAAUGGGACUGCUCAUGCACCAAAUGAGGUAUGCACUUGAAAUCUUGAAGAGGUGUGAAAUAGAGCAUUGUAAUGUUGCCAUUACACCAUGUGAGGAAAGGCUACAGCUAUCCAAGAGUGAGGAUGAGCAAGAUGUUGGUCCAAAUCAAUAUCGGAGAUUGAUUGGAUCAUUGCGGUAUUUGUGCAAUACGCGACCGGACUUGGCAUUUAGCGUCGAUAUUGCGAGUAGAUUCAUGGAGAAACCUAAGGUGUCUCAUAUGGGAGCAGUCAAGAAGAUCCUUAGAUAUGUUAAAGGAACUCUUGGAUGUGGAAUUCUCUUUCCGGCAUCAGAUACAGGCCGAAAGUGUUAUUUACUUGGUUUCACCGAUUCCAAUUGGUGUGGUGAUAAAGAUGAUAGAAAGUCAACAGCUGGAUACAUCUUUAUGUUUGGUAGGACACAAUCUCUUGGUGUUCGAAAAAGGAACCGGUGGUAG